Molecule: messenger RNA, 3905 nt
Organism: Rubroshorea leprosula
Lineage: Eukaryota; Viridiplantae; Streptophyta; Magnoliopsida; Malvales; Dipterocarpaceae
Source: the annotation of a GenBank genome assembly
CUUUUUGACACCGCUGUUUCUCUUUCCUCUUCUCCGCCAAAACCAGAGCUCAAAGCUCUCGUUUCUCCCUGUAAUGGCGGCCUUCAAAUCCUAAACGCCCUGCUUCUUUCAUUUUCAUCUUGUAACACCCAUAAAGAUGGCAACUUUCUUUCCUUCUUUCUCUAUCUUCGUUCUGUCUUUAUUUUCUGCUGUCUUUCUCUCUCUUCAAGUUUCGCCGGAAAACAGAGACAUCCAGUUACUGAUCAAAUUCAAAGAAAAUCUCCCCAACACGUCUUUGCUUCAGAACUGGCAGUUUAACCGAGACCCAUGUCAGUUUUUUGGUGUUUUAUGUCAAGAAUCCAGAGUUUCCUCUAUAGACCUUUCCAUUCCUUUGAGCAUUGAUUUCCAGUUUGUGUCGAGUUAUCUAUUGGUUCUUGAGAAGCUUCAGUCUUUGUCUUUGGUUUCCGGCAACAUUUCCGGCUCCAUUUCUUUCCCUUCUGGAUUUAAGUGCAGCUCCGUUUUGGACAGCGUAGAUCUAUCUCAUAACAGCUUGUCAGGUCCUGUUUCUGGUUUGUCUUACCUGGGUUCCUGCUCGAAUUUGAAGUCCCUGAAUCUAUCAAACAAUUUGCUUGAUUUUUCAGGGAAAGAAUCGAGGGGAUUGCUGCUGGGUUUGGAAAUUCUUGAUCUUUCUUACAACGAGAUUUCUGGUCCGAAUGUCGUGUCUUGGGUUGUUUAUGGCGGUUGCAACGGCCUGAGAUACUUGGCUUUGAAGGGGAACAAGAUCACUGGAGAAAUUAAUGUUUCUGGUUGCAAGAAUUUGCAGUUCUUGGAUCUUUCCUCGAACAAUUUCUCCUCGGAGAUUCCCUCAUUUGGAGAUUGCUUGACUCUGGAACAUCUCGAUAUCUCUUCAAACAAGUUCUCUGGCAACAUCUCCCUUGCAAUUUCUCGAUGUACCCAGUUGAAUUUCUUGAAUAUCUCCUACAAUCAGUUUAUGGGUCCGAUUCCGGCUCUCCCAGUUUCUUCUGAUUUGCAGCACCUUUAUCUUUCCGGCAAUCAUUUUCAAGGGGAGAUUCCUCUGCAUCUCACGGAUUUCUGUUCGAAUCUCGUCCGGCUGGAUCUGUCUUCCAACAAUCUCACCGGUACGAUUCCUAGUGGCUUUGGUUCUUGCUCUUCCUUGGAGUCUUUUGAUGUUUCUCGUAACAUUUUAUCCGGUGAACUGCCACUGGAGACAAUCCUCCAAAUGGGCAACUUGAAGGAGCUUGUUCUCGGUUCUAAUAACUUCCUCGGCACUUUGCCGGAAUUGCUGUCCAACCUUACGGCCUUGGAGACCUUAGAUCUCAGUUCAAAUAGUUUUACUGGGUCGAUCCCUGCUUCUUUGUGUCAAAAUCCCAGAAACAAUUUGAAAGAGCUUUUUUUACAGGAUAAUAAUUUAACUGGCCCUAUUCCUGCGAGUCUUAGUAACUGUUCUCAGCUUGUUUCCCUUCACCUGAGCUUCAAUUACCUCAAUGGAACAAUUCCAGCGAGCAUUGGAUCUCUCUCCAAGCUUCGAGAUUUAAAGCUCUGGUUGAACCAGCUCCAAGGAGAAAUCCCGCCUGAGCUGAGUAAUAUUCAGACACUUGAGACCCUAAUUCUUGACUUCAAUAUGCUGAGCGGAACCAUUCCUUCUGCUUUGAGCAACUGCACUAAGUUGAAUUGGAUUGCGUUGUCCAACAACAAGUUGACCGGUGAGAUUCCUGCGUGGAUUGGGAAGCUUUCGAAUCUUGCUAUUCUGAAGCUGAGCGGCAACUCCUUCUAUGGCAGUAUUCCGCCGGAGCUUGGAGAUUGUCGGAGCCUGAUAUGGUUGGAUCUGAAUACCAAUGCUUUGAGUGGGACGAUUCCACCCGUCCUGUUCAGACAGUCUGGUAAAAUUGCGGUGAAUUUCAUUUCCGGGAAGAAGUAUAUGUAUGUCAGGAAUGAUGGAAGCAAAGAGUGUCAUGGAUCGGGAAAUUUGCUGGAAUUUUCCGGAAUUAGGCAGGAACAGCUGGAUAGAAUUUCUUCUCGGAACCCCUGCAACUUCACCAGAGUGUAUGAAGGUCUCACGCAGCCCACAUACAACAAUAACGGGUCCAUGAUUUUUCUUGAUCUUUCUUACAAUAAGUUGUCAGGCAGUAUUCCACAGGAAAUUGGCACAAUGCCUGACCUCUUUAUCUUGAAUUUGGGGCAUAACAACUUCUCUGGAUCAAUCCCGGAGGAGAUUGGUAACUUGAUGGGUCUAGGAAUUCUUGAUCUCUCUCACAACAUGUUGGAGGGGGCGAUCCCGCAAUCCAUGACUCAUCUUGCCUUGCUUACUCAGAUUGAUUUGUCCAACAAUUAUCUUACCGGUCCCAUUCCUGGAAUGGGUCAGCUGGAGACAUUUACUCCUUCCAACUAUGCCAAUAACACAGGUCUCUGUGGGUAUCCUCUUUCUCCCUGUGAAAAAGACCCAGCAUCACAAAGUCAGCACCGGAAAUCACACAGCAGACUGGCUUCGCUUGCUGGGAGUGUGGCAAUGGGGUUGUUGUUCUCCCUCUUCUGCAUCUUCGGCUUGAUUAUAGUUGCUGUUGAGACUAAGAAAAGAAGGAAGAAGAAGGAUUCUGCUCUUGAUGUUUAUAUUGAAAACAAUUCUCACUCUGGCACUGCAACCACUAACUGGAAGAUCACUUGUGCCCGGGAAGCAUUGAGCAUAAACCUUGCCACAUUUGAGAAGCCUCUCAGGAAGCUCACCUUUGCCGACCUUGUUGAAGCUACUAACGGUUUUCACAAUGACAGCCUUAUUGGUUCUGGUGGUUUUGGUGAUGUAUACAAGGCCCAACUGAAAGAUGGAAGUGUUGUGGCAAUCAAGAAACUGAUACACAUCAGUGGACAGGGUGAUCGGGAAUUCACGGCUGAGAUGGAAACUAUUGGGAAGAUUAAGCACCGGAACCUGGUUCCUCUCCUGGGGUACUGCAGGGUAGGAGAAGAAAGACUUCUGGUUUAUGAGUACAUGAAGUAUGGAAGCUUAGACGAUGUUCUACAUGAACAGAACAAAGCUGGGAUCAAGCUGAAUUGGGCAGCCAGGAGGAAGAUAGUGCUUGGGACUGCUAGAGGUUUGGCUUUUCUUCACCAUAGUUGUAAUCCACAUAUAAUUCACAGAGACAUGAAGUCUAGCAAUGUCCUGCUGGAUGAAAAUUUGGAGGCUAGAGUUUCAGAUUUUGGAAUGGCUAGGCUUAUGAGUGCAAUGGACACUCAUUUGAGUGUCAGCACAUUAGCCGGCACCCCUGGCUAUGUUCCUCCUGAAUACUACCAAAGCUUUAAAUGUUCCACCAAAGGUGAUGUCUACAGUUAUGGUGUAGUUUUGCUCGAGUUGCUGACAGGGAAAAAGCCAACAGAUUCAACCGAUUUUGGUGACAAUAAUCUUGUUGGGUGGGUAAAGCAGCAUGCCAAGAUGAGAGUAAGCGAUGUUUUUGAUCCAGAGCUCCUGAAGGAGGAUCCAACCCUUGAGAUUGAGCUUCAACAACACCUAAGGGUAGCUUGUGCAUGCUUGGAAGAUCGACCUUGGAAACGACCAACCAUGAUCGACGUCAUGGCAAAGUUCAAGGAAAUACAAACAGGGUCUGGCUUUGAUUCACAAUCCACCAUAGCCAUUGAUGACAGUGGCUUUAAUGCAGUUGAAAUGGCAGACAUGACCAUAAAAGAAGACCCUGAAGGCAAGUGAAACAGAAUUGCAUCAAUUUUCAGGAGGAUUCUUUGAAGAGCAAGGAAGAAAGCAGGCGGCAAUGGUUCGUUCGCCUCCCCAGAAAAAAUUUCCCCUCACUCGCCGAAUACCACUUUGUAUCUCUACCAUUGAAUGUAUGUAUGCUUGUUAUUUAUACAUAAACCUUAACGUGUUAUAAAAUGUGUAAAUAUUCGGUUCCCUUCCAGUUUCCAUU